UAUUUCAAAACGUGUCCUGGUAAUUACAUACACACAUGUAUCCAGGCUGUUCACGCUCUUAGUUGGUUACGUGAAUAUCAGUUUGUUCUUCCUUUUUCUUCAUGGAAAGAAUUAUAUCUUGCAUCCACCUACUGGGGCUGGAAUAAUGCAUCUAAGGCUUAGAUUUGAAAACUGCAUUGCCAUUCGCCUGCUGGAUUAAAUGCCACUGUACAAAUAUGAGGAUCAGAGAAAGAAGACAAAAAGAUUUCGGUGAUCUUUGAUAACUUCAUUUUCUUUGGGAACAGGAAAACAGAAUCCAAAAAGCAUGUGGUUGAUGAUGUGUCAAACUGUGUAAGGGAAUCGCAUGGAGAUGGGCAUUCUGAACUGUUAAUGGGGACAUGGGACUCCAGUUGUCUCUGAUCGAUUGUGUGGAUUUUCCCGGUGUAGAACGACAGAAGCCGCUAGUAAGUCGCCAAGACCUACAGCAGGAAUUCUGCACGAAAGGGCAUCACACCUUGUUGUUUUAAUUUGUGUCUGGGAGAAUGUCUGAGCCAGGAGACCUGAAUCGGGCAGUAGUGGAGGAGGGCGGGACUGAGCAGGAUUCGGCCACCCCAGAGAAUGGCAUUGUGAAAUCCGAGAGCCUGGAUGAAGAGGAGAAGCUGGAACUGCAGAGGCGGUUGGCAGCUCAGAACCAAGAAAGAAGAAAAUCCAAGUCAGGAGCAGGGAAAGGUAAACUGACUCGCAGUCUUGCCGUUUGUGAAGAAUCCUCAGCCAGACCAGGAGGGGAAAGUCUUCAGGAUCAGGAAUCAAUUCAUUUACAGCUUUCCAGUUUUCCCAGCCUGCAAGAGGAUGAUAAAUCUAGGAAAGAUGACUCAGAAAGAGAAAAAGAAAAGGAUAAAAACAAAGAUAAAACCUCUGAAAAACCCAAGAUCAGAAUGUUAUCAAAAGAUUGCAGCCAAGAAUACACGGAUUCUACUGGCAUAGACUUACAUGAGUUUCUGAUUAACACAUUAAAGAAUAAUUCCAGGGACAGGAUGAUACUCUUGAAAAUGGAGCAGGAAAUUAUUGAUUUCAUUGGUGACAACAAUAAUCAUUAUAAAAAGUUCCCUCAGAUGUCAUCCUAUCAGAGGAUGCUUGUUCAUCGAGUGGCAGCUUACUUUGGGUUGGAUCACAAUGUGGAUCAAACAGGGAAAUCUGUUAUCAUCAACAAGACCAGCAACACAAGAAUACCAGAGCAAAGGUUUUGUGAACAUUUAAAAGAUGAAAAAGGUGAAGAAUCCCAGAAGCGGUUUAUCUUGAAGCGAGAUAACUCUAGUAUUGAUAAAGAAGACAAUCAGCAAAACAGAAUGCAUCCAUUUAGAGAUGACAGACGAAGUAAAUCAAUUGAAGAGAGAGAAGAGGAAUAUCAGAGAGUGAGGGAGAGAAUAUUUGCACAUGAUUCAGUUUGCUCCCAGGAAAGCCUUUUUGUGGAAAACAGUAGGCUCUUGGAAGACAGUAACAUAUGCAAUGAGACCUAUAAGAAAAGACAGCUCUUUCGAGGCAACAGAGAUGGCUCCGGGAGAACCUCUGGGAGUCGACAGAGCAGCUCGGAGAAUGAGCUAAAGUGGUCGGACCACCAGAGGGCCUGGAGCAGCACAGACUCUGACAGCUCCAAUCGCAAUCUCAAGCCCACCAUGACCAAGACGGCAAGUUUUGGGGGCAUCACGGUGCUGACCAGGGGUGACAGCACAUCCAGUACGAGGAGUACCGGGAAAUUGUCCAAAGCAGGUAGCUCUGAGUCUAACAGCAGCACGGGCUCUUCGGGGUCUCUGCCCCGCACCCACGCCCCCCUGCAGAGCACACCCCUGGCUGCCAGCGUGGCCACUGGCUCUCCUAGCUGUGUGCCCUAUCCGGAGAGUGGAGCAGGGGGCCAAGCAGCCCCCAGCACCAGCUACAUCCUCCUUCCACUUGAGGCUGCAACAGGCAUCCCACCCGGAAGCAUCCUUCUGAAUCCGCAUACAGGCCAGCCCUUCGUGAAUCCUGAUGGAACCCCUGCAAUAUACAACCCCCCCACCAGCCAGCAGCCCCUGCGAGGGGCAAUGAUGGGGCAGUCCCAGCAGCCGCCACAGCAACAGCCUUCUCCUCAGCCACAGCAGCAGGUGCAACCACCCCAGCCACACAUGGGAGGCCCACUGGUCACUCAGUCGGUGCAGGGGCUGCAGGCUUCCUCCCAGUCAGUGCAAUACCCAGCGGUCUCUUUUCCUCCCCAGCACCUCCUGCCUGUGUCUCCAACGCAGCAGUUCCCCAUGAGAGACGAUGUGGCGACACAGUUCACCCAGAUGAACCUGAGCCGGCAAUCCUCAGGAGAGACUCCUGAGCCCCCACCUGGUCCUGUCUAUCCGCCGUCCCUCAUGGCACAGCCAACCCAACAGACAAGCUACGUCAUUGCCUCUACAGGCCAGCAGCUCCCUACAGGGGGGUUCUCAGGCUCUGGACCUCCCAUCUCCCAGCAAGUCCUCCAGGCCCCUCCCUCACCACAGGGAUUUGUGCAACAGCCUCCACCAGCACAGAUGUCUGUGUAUUAUUAUCCAUCUGGUCAGUACCCUACCUCAACCACGCAGCAGUACCGGCCCCUGGCCUCAGUUCAGUACAGUGCUCAGAGGAGUCAGCAGAUGCCACAAACAGCACAGCAAGCAGGUUACCAGCCAGUCUUGUCUGGUCAGCAGGGGUUCCAAGGCCUAAUAGGAGUACAGCAGCAGCCUCAAAGUCAGAGCGUGAUGAGCAACCAACCAGGAGCUCCGGUGCAAAGCGUGAUGGUCUCCUACCCAACAAUGUCUUCUUAUCAGGUGCCAAUGACCCAGGGUUCUCAAGGACUGCCCCAGCAGUCAUACCAACAGCCAAUUAUACUACCUAACCAGGCAGGUCAAGGAUCACUCCCAGCCACUGGAAUGCCUGUUUACUGUAACGUCACACCACCGACCCCUCAGAACAACCUUAGGCUGAUUGGUCCACACUGCCCUUCCAGCACUGUCCCUGUGAUGUCGGCUAGCUGCAGGACAAACUGUGCAAGUAUGAGCAACACUGGGUGGCAGGUCAAAUUCUGAGUGCUCUGGCUGUGGUACAUUUGUUGAGUACUCAUGGCCUUUAAGGGAAGAGCAAGGUGUGAAACUGGCUGAGGACUUAAGUAUUCACUCAACACUCAAAUGAUUGCUGCUGGUAUUCUGUAAAAAAACAAAAAAACAAAAAACAAACAAAAAAACCACAAAGACUAAUACACACAUUAGCUGGUUAAUGGUGCAUAUUUUUGUCAUGUCUGCUAGGUAUGCCUUUAUAGCUUAGCUAGUGACAUGAUUUCAUCAAGGUAAGAUUUUCUCCUACCACUGAAUACCACUGUGUAGAUUAUAAUAUCCCUAAUUUGGAUUAUUAGUUUUGUACUUUGUGUUGAGUUUGUGAUGCUAAAAGUAUUUAAAAAUUAUAUACUGAAAUCACAUUGUACCAAAGCUGUAAUAGAAAAGAAAAGAAUUGAUGAAUGGAAGGAAUAAUUUAUAUACACUAUAGAGUUUUCUUUUUUAAUGGAUAUAUACUGUAUUGUAGUGUUUAAUCAAAAUAAAACUAUUUGACCUUAUGGAGGAAGGUCAUGUUUUUACCACCA
Canis lupus familiaris (dog) is the source of this 3610-nucleotide messenger RNA. It is a transcript of the gene ARPP21, whose product is annotated as cAMP regulated phosphoprotein 21. The record is from RefSeq and is a predicted model, not a curated record. The transcript has 21 exons. Gene Ontology annotation, cellular component: cytoplasm. Gene Ontology annotation, molecular function: nucleic acid binding. The coding region runs from base 522 to 3062 and encodes 846 amino acids. Lineage: Eukaryota; Metazoa; Chordata; Mammalia; Carnivora; Canidae.